Messenger RNA from Talaromyces rugulosus, 462 nucleotides. RefSeq lists its product as uncharacterized. The record is from RefSeq and is a predicted model, not a curated record. The transcript is spliced from 2 exons. Lineage: Eukaryota; Fungi; Ascomycota; Eurotiomycetes; Eurotiales; Trichocomaceae. The coding region runs from base 1 to 462 and encodes 153 amino acids.
AUGUCGGCCAUAGGCAAUCAAGGCGGUGGCGUUGUUCGUGCGCUGCUGGGCUCUGGGUUAACUGGGGGCAACCUAUGGCUUAUUCGGACCCUGACACGAGACCCAAAUUUGGCUAACGCGAAGAACUUGCUAGCUGCCCACCAGACCAUUGACAACUGUCUCACUCUCGUCACCGGGCACGCCCUCGGAAUCACCGCCGAUGACAUGGCCAAGACGUUUACACGGGUAACGGGCGAGGCAGCAGUUCACGAGCCGAUUUCUGCCGAGGAAUUUGCGGAGUUGGCGGUCCCAUUUGUUGGGCCAGCUUUCAAGGAAGACGCCAAGGAAAUGAUGGAAUGGGCCGCUGUGAUGCCGGCGGACAAGAUUUGCUACAGCGCCUUUGAUGCCGAUCAGGAUCAUUCUGUACAGAAUCUAGGCCUGUCAGCAACUUCCUUUAAGAGCUGGCUCUAUCGUACUAGCUAG